Messenger RNA from Cavenderia fasciculata, 975 nucleotides. RefSeq lists its product as uncharacterized. The coding region runs from base 1 to 975 and encodes 324 amino acids. The record is from RefSeq and is a predicted model, not a curated record. NCBI's taxonomy places the organism in Eukaryota, Evosea, Eumycetozoa, Acytosteliales, Cavenderiaceae. The transcript has 4 exons.
AUGUUUGAAAAUUCAGAGACCUUUGGGUUUUGUAUAAAUGGUACAGAACCACAAUCGGCAACAGCUUUCGAUGACAUUCUAAUACAUAUGGAUGGGUUGAGUAUUGCCCUUGGUGUUGGUUUGAUUAUAGGUGGUGUAGGAUCAACACUUCCACAACAUAUUAAACUUUUAAAGACUAGAAGAGCGGUUGGUCUUAGUUACCUUUGGUUAUUCCUUGGAAAUAUUAAUCAAUUUUCUGCUGUAUGCAAUGCUUUUAUGAUCAAAUAUCCACAAAUUCAAGCAUGUUAUCAAACAUCGUUCUUGGAUUGUGCACCUUCAAUGUUGGCUUUAAUUCAAUUAUUUUCUUUAUGGGUUUUCACUAUACCAAUUUAUAUAAUGUAUAUAUUAUUUACACCAAACGAUUUAAAAGAUAUUGAAGAAUCAAAUGUUGCCAAUGUACAAGCGGCAAAGAGAGAAUACAAAAUUGGAAUUAUAUUUUUUGGCCUACUCAUAGCGUUUUUAGUAGUCAUACCGAUAGUUGUAGCGGUACUUAUAAACAAAUAUGGACCAUGUGAUCACGCAUCAUAUAUUUUUGGCUAUGGAAUGGGUAUCCUUUCCACUGUCAUUACUUUUAUUCAAUGGUCUCCACAAAUUUAUAAAACUUUUGUUUCAAAGAGCGUUGGAUCAUUAUCAAUUACAAUGUUAUUAAUUCAAGGUCCUGGAACGGUUUUAACAAUUUAUUUCUUGGUUUUUGUUUCAAAAGAAAGUGUAUCGACUUGGUUGUCAUAUGUCAGUGCAGCAUUCCAAAUAUUUUUACUCUUGAUUCUACUUUUCUACUACAAGUACCAACAAAAGAGACAACUCAUCAUCAAGCAAGAAAUGUUGGAUGGAUCGGUCGACGACUAUUCAAUCAGCUCAAGUUCAUCUUUUUCAAAUUAUAUUUCAGCCAAAGAAGAUUCACAACCUUUAUUAUUGAAAAACGAAAAGAAUAUAUAA